Messenger RNA from Tachysurus fulvidraco (yellow catfish), 1440 nucleotides. It is a transcript of the gene ube2ib, whose product is annotated as ubiquitin-conjugating enzyme E2Ib. Lineage: Eukaryota; Metazoa; Chordata; Actinopteri; Siluriformes; Bagridae. Gene Ontology annotation, cellular component: nucleus. Gene Ontology annotation, molecular function: SUMO conjugating enzyme activity. Bases 159 to 635 code for a protein of 158 amino acids. The transcript is spliced from 7 exons. The record is from RefSeq and is a predicted model, not a curated record. Gene Ontology annotation, biological process: protein sumoylation.
CAUGUCAACCUGCUAGUGAAGCUACACAACUAGCUUCAUUAACUGCCCGCUGUUGACAGUGUGAGCAGUUCGGCUUGUUUUUAAAACGCAUUUUCUAACCAGAGCCGCUGUUUGUGUUCAGCAAGAGUUUAUUUUUGUUGCUAACAGGAUCAGCGGUCAUGUCUGGCAUAGCUCUGAGUCGACUUGCACAAGAGCGGAAAGCUUGGAGGAAAGAUCAUCCUUUUGGUUUCGUUGCUGUUCCAACUAAGAACCCAGAUGGUACGAUGAACCUGAUGAAUUGGGAAUGCGCCAUCCCAGGAAAAAAAGGGACUCCAUGGGAAGGAGGUCUGUUUAAGCUAAGGAUGCUGUUUAAAGACGAUUACCCAUCAUCCCCUCCAAAAUGUAAAUUCGAGCCUCCGCUGUUUCAUCCGAACGUGUACCCAUCAGGAACAGUGUGUCUCUCCAUUUUAGAGGAGGAUAAAGACUGGAGACCUGCUAUCACGAUCAAACAGAUUCUCUUGGGAAUCCAGGAGCUUUUAAAUGAGCCCAAUAUUCAGGACCCGGCCCAGGCUGAGGCUUACACUAUAUAUUGUCAGAACAGAGUGGAGUACGAGAAGAGGGUCCGAGCACAAGCCAAAAAGUUCUCUCCCUCGUAGACGGAGGGGUGGAUAAUUCGGAGGGAAUGUCAGCACUCGUUUAUUUUUCAUCUUCUUUUUCCUCCUCCUCCCCUCUCUCACUGGGACUGAAAGGACUUGACGUGAUGUCUGUGCCAUCUGCCCCAACCCUGCAGGCCCCUCCCCUGAUAGUGAUGUCACAACACAGCCUCUGCCCUUAUCGAACAACCCCCUCAGCAGGACAGUCCCUGCCUCGCUUUAUCGUCGGCCAAUCAGAAAUGGACCUCAUCUGUUCCUCACGUGUUUUUUUUCCCCCCAGUCAACACAAACAUGGAGUGACUGAAUGAAAACUAUUAACUUUCUGUGUAUGUCUUGUGAGUCUGCGCGCGCGUGUGCAUGUAUGUUUCCUCUUCUUUUAAUGUCAAAAUUCUCUCUUUUUUUUUUUUGGGUCAUUUUCCCCCCAUGAUAGAGAGCGUGCGCGUGUUCGGUAGCUGGGCUGAGAGCUCUGCAGCGUAAAACCGGGUGGAAUCUUGCUUUUGUCGCACUUCCCUACAUCUUCCACACGGUAUAAUUAACAUCGGGGGGGGGAUAAUUAGCUUAAGUAAAUCAGCCGCUGUGAUUUUUCCUGCGGUGGGCCGUACCGAGCGGCUGCCGCUAAAGCCGUACGCGAAAGCUGGCUUAAGUUGAGUAAUCGUAAAUUUGGGAUCAUUGUAGGGUCAGACUUACUCAUACUCACCAGGAUAGCUUUCCUCUUUAUUUUUAUUUUAUUUUUCUGUUUGUUUUUGUUAAUGAUGGGAACAUGUGUCCUGUGUUCUUUUGUUGGUUUAAUAAAGAUCUUUCUACAAAA